Molecule: messenger RNA, 1656 nt
Organism: Trichophyton rubrum CBS 118892
Lineage: Eukaryota; Fungi; Ascomycota; Eurotiomycetes; Onygenales; Arthrodermataceae
Product: inosine-5'-monophosphate dehydrogenase
Exons: 3
Coding region: 1-1656 (551 amino acids)
Biological process (GO): GTP biosynthetic process
Cellular component (GO): cytoplasm
Molecular function (GO): IMP dehydrogenase activity
Source: RefSeq, a predicted model, not a curated record
AUGCCUCUAUCUAACGGGGAUGGCCGCAAAGCCUGCACGGUCACCUCGCUACGUGGGCGGACAGAGUUUGUUGACUGCUCCAAGGCCCUGGACCUCCUGAAAACGGAGUAUACGUCUGGAGAUGGCCUGGAUAUCAAUGAAUUGCUUGACUCGAACAAGCGCGGGGCUUUGACUUACAAUGACUUCCUGGUACUCCCUGGAUAUAUCGGAUUUCCCGCGUCUGACGUAACUUUGCAGUCUCCUGUAACCAAGCGCAUUUCUUUAAACGUGCCUCUACUCUCUUCUCCCAUGGACACUGUCACUGAACACUCCAUGGCUAUCCAUAUGGCACUUUUGGGAGGCCUCGGUGUGAUUCACCACAACUGUUCGGCCGAAGAGCAGGCUGAAAUGGUUAGGAAGGUGAAACGAUAUGAGAACGGGUUUAUCCUCGACCCAGUCGUCAUCUCUCCAAAGACUACAGUCGCUGAGGUCAAGGACUUGAAGCAGAAGUGGGGUUUCGGAGGCUUUCCUGUGACUGAAAAUGGCGAUCUUCGCUCCAAGCUGGUUGGUAUUGUCACCAGCCGGGACAUCCAAUUUCACCCUGAGUUGAGCGAUCCGGUCACCGCUGUCAUGACCACCGACCUUGUAACUGCUCCCUCUGGUACUACCUUGGCUGAAACCAACGAAGUCCUUCGGGCUUCCAAAAAGGGUAAACUCCCAAUUGUUGACGAGGCAGGAAAUAUUGUUUCCCUCCUUUCUCGCUCUGAUCUGAUGAAGAACCUCCACUACCCACUUGCUUCUAAGCUUCCCGACUCGAAGCAGCUUAUUUGCGCUGCGUCUAUCGGCACUCGUCCCGCUGACAAGGACAGACUUCAGAAGCUUGUUGAGGCUGGCCUUGACGUUGUUGUCCUCGACAGCAGCCAGGGUAACAGCAUGUACCAGAUCGAUAUGAUAAAACACAUCAAGGCUACACAUCCGGAAAUUGACGUCAUUGCCGGUAAUGUCGUCACUCGUGAGCAAGCCGCGUCUCUAAUUGCUGCCGGUGCUGAUGGCCUCAGAAUCGGCAUGGGCAGCGGUAGUGCUUGCAUCACCCAGGAAGUUAUGGCAGUUGGCAGGCCUCAAGCAGCCGCUGUUCACAGCGUAACUGAAUUCGCCUCCCGUUUCGGUGUUCCUUGUAUCGCCGAUGGUGGUGUUCAGAACGUGGGUCACAUUGUCAAGGCUCUUGCCAUGGGUGCUUCCACCGUUAUGAUGGGCGGUCUUUUGGCUGGUACCACCGAGUCUCCAGGCCAGUAUUUCGUCAGCCGUGAAGGACAACUCGUCAAAGCCUACCGUGGAAUGGGUAGCAUUGAUGCCAUGGAGGAAAAGAAGGCCGGCGGCAGCUCCGCUGGCAACAAGAGCACUGCCGGUACUGCCAGAUACUUUUCUGAGAAGGACAGCCUGCUUGUCGCUCAGGGUGUCUCUGGCUCCGUCCUAGACCGUGGCUCCAUCACCAAGUUCGUCCCAUAUCUCAUUGCCGGUGUCCGGCACUCGUUCCAGGAUAUGGGCGUCAAGAGCUUGCGUGAACUACACGAUGGUGUCGCGAAGGGAACUGUUCGCUUCGAGGUUCGAACUACCAGUGCCCAAGCCGAAGGAAAUGUCCAUGGCCUACAUACCUACGAUAAGAAGUUGUACUCUUAA